Messenger RNA from Nicotiana attenuata, 1113 nucleotides. Its product is annotated as dehydration-responsive element-binding protein 2D-like. The record is from RefSeq and is a predicted model, not a curated record. Gene Ontology annotation, biological process: positive regulation of DNA-templated transcription; response to stress. The transcript has a single exon. Lineage: Eukaryota; Viridiplantae; Streptophyta; Magnoliopsida; Solanales; Solanaceae. Gene Ontology annotation, molecular function: DNA-binding transcription factor activity; transcription cis-regulatory region binding. Gene Ontology annotation, cellular component: nucleus. The coding region runs from base 188 to 925 and encodes 245 amino acids.
UUUCACUUGACAAGUAUCAACAAGCUAACCAUGUAAACAGACACGUAUCUUAGACUUGUUUCCUCCAUUAAAGCACAACCCAUUUUCACCUUUCCUCAACUAUAAAUACCCCCAUCUAAAACUAAUCUCCAUCUACUCAAAAACUCAUUUUCUCUCCUGAAAAACUCAGUCCUCAUUUUGCCCAACAAUGUCAUCAACUUACUCUGUUGAAAGAAAAACCAAAAAAAUAACUCAAGCUACUUCAAGAAAAGGCUGUAUGAGAGGUAAAGGUGGGCCUGAAAAUGCUAGCUGCACUUAUAAAGGUGUCCGCCAGCGUACUUGGGGUAAAUGGGUCGCGGAAAUCCGCGAGCCCAAUCGCGGAGCCCGCUUGUGGCUCGGCACUUUUGAGAAUUCUUAUGAUGCGGCCGUGGCAUACGAUGCCGCGGCCCGUAAACUCUACGGAGCCGAUGCGAAACUCAACUUGCCGCAUCUCUACAACAAACAGGCCCAGGCCCAGAAUUCUAGGCCCAAUACCAUGGGCCUAGACAAUGCUGGAGGCCCAGUUUCAGCUCCUCCCACAUGCAAUCCAGCUGCUGUUUAUAAUGUAGCAUCACCAUCAACUUGGAGUAUGGGAAAUGAUAACACAUCUUUCUAUUUCAACAAUGAUUUUGGUAACAACAGUUUUUCUACUGCGGAUCAAACUUCAUUUCAGUUUCUGGACAUUAAUCAAACAGCUGAAGAGUUUGAUGAAAACAAUAUUAAUCAGAAUGAAGGAAUUGGUGGAGAAAUGUGGAGAGAUUUGAAUAUGAAUUUGCCAGAAAUUGAUGAUUCUUCAAUAUGGGAGGAAGCAAAAGCAUCAACUUCAUUUCAAGAAGCAGUGAAUGAUCCAGGCAUAUAUGCAUGCAACUUGGAUGAUGGGAUUAAUUAUCCUCCAUGGUGUGGUUAAUUUAAUUACUUAAUUAUUAUUUUGUUGUUGUUUAAUUAGCUCUUUUUAUAUGGUAAAGAAAGAAAAAACAUGCAUGCAUGUAAACUUGUAAAGGUAUAAUUAGCAUGUAUAGAGCUAAUGUGUACUAUGGUGUGUUGAUAGAGUAUAUGGACUGCAAAAUGUUCAGUUAUUGUAUUAAACAAAAUUAA